Molecule: messenger RNA, 1566 nt
Organism: Bufo gargarizans (Asiatic toad)
Lineage: Eukaryota; Metazoa; Chordata; Amphibia; Anura; Bufonidae
Exons: 3
Coding region: 1-1566 (521 amino acids)
Source: RefSeq, a predicted model, not a curated record
AUGAAGCGAAAUCGACCAAGCGGGUCUCAGCAGCGAAAAAUUAAGAAGGCAAGAGAAAAGUCAGCUGAGGCGAUGUCUGGAUCAAUUUUAAAAUAUGUUGCACCUUCAACAUCUACCGCAGUAGGAGAAAGUGCUGAAGACAUACAGUCUGGUGAUGUUGCACCUUCAACAUCUACCGCAGUAGGAGAAAGUGCUGAAGACAUACAGUCUGGUGAUGUUGCACCUUCAACAUCUACCGCAGUAGGAGAAAGUGCUGAAGACAUUCAAUCUGGUGAAUCCAGAGGUGAAAUGCCUGAAGUAUCUUCUCAAGAAAAUUUCUAUGUGAACGCGCAAGAAUUGGAGAAGAUCGUUUUAGCUUCAAGCGGUGAAAGUGAUGUAGACGAAGGGGAUGCCAGCAAAAGCCUGCAUCGGCAAGAAUCUGAUGAUGAUGAAGAAGAAAAAGAAGAGGAGACUGUACGACUGUCAGUUUAUUCUGAUGUUGCUGCUUGGCCAGUUCCAGUUCCAGAUGUCUUAAGAGUGGACCUUAUUAAGAGGGGAAGUGAACCUUUCCAAAAUAGAGAUGGGCCAUUCAAUCCUGUUGAAAGACAAGGAGAGAAAUCAAAAGGGAAGAGUCGACAGCUGACCACUGCAUGGUUCUAUAAGGCUCUGCCUAAUGGCGAAAAAGUUCUUAGAACGUGGAUGGUGUACUCUCCAUCAAAACAGAGUUUGUUUUGUUUCUGCUGCAGACUUUUUGCUGUAGAUGACAAACUAACAGUGGACAGAGAGAAAAGGAAAUGGAGGGAUAUUUUGCAUCGCCUCUUGGAUGUAACUUUGUUUCUGGCUCACCAGAAUCUUCCUUUUCGUGGUCAUAGAGAGACCAUGUCAUCAGCAAACAAAGGAAACUUCCUGGAAUUGAUAGAUUUGCUCUCAAACUAUGAUCCCAUUUUAAAGGAACAUUCCAUGCGACUGAAACAUGCUGUUGCAUCUGGAAAGAGAAUGUGUUCCUAUUUCUCUCCAAAAAUUCUGAAUGAAUUAAUUUGUCUUUUGGGGAAUCACGUGAAGGACAAAAUAGUGGCUGAUAUCAAGAAAGAAAAAUACUUUGGGAUUCUUUUUGACAGCACCCCUGAUGUGUCCCACACUGAUCAGAUGUGUGAAGUGAUCAGAUAUGUUCAUAUUGAAGGUGACAAGGUUGAAGUAAAAGAAUCAUUCUUGAGCUUCUUUCCUAUUGCUGGAAAGACUGCUGCUGAGCUCACAGAAAAUAUCCUGCAACAUCUGGAGGAAGAUGGACUAGACAUAAGUCUUUGCCAUGGUCAAGGAUAUGAUAAUGCUGCAACUAUGGCAGGGAUUCAUGGUGGUGUGCAGGCAAAAAUAAAAGAGAUUAAUCCCAAGGCUUUUUUUAUGCCAUGUGCAAAUCAUUCCCUGAACCUCUGUGGGGUGCACUCAUUUGGAAGUGUUGUUUCCUGUGUGACCUUUUUUGGAACAUUGGAGAGAGUCUAUGUGUCAGCUGAUGCGAAUGCUCUGCCCGAAGUGACUGAACAUACUCGCAGUGCAUCUGGCUGGCAAGAACAGAAAGAAGGAGUGAAGUGA